This is a messenger RNA of Cinara cedri, 816 nucleotides long. NCBI's taxonomy places the organism in Eukaryota, Metazoa, Arthropoda, Insecta, Hemiptera, Aphididae. The record is from the annotation of a GenBank genome assembly.
AUGCGGUUCGACGCCGGCACACUUUUGGAUCAUGGUACCUAUAUUUGCAGCCUAUCGUAUUUCGUGGCUUGUUUAUUUAAUAUUAUAAUUUGUAUAACUUUUAUUGUUUUAUAGAAAGCUUUUACUCGGUUUGUCCGGAGGUAUUGGAGAAGCAUAUUGCCGACCGGUGUCGGUUUCCAAACGGGGUCACCGUUGAUCCGUUCUGCGGCACCGGCGGCAAUAUAAACCAACUGGCCAAAACCUGCCGUAAAGGUAACGUAUCUAUUAUACCUACCCUAUACUUACAUAAUAUAUUAUUUUCGUUUAAAAUAUGAAUUAAUGUUUAACUGUUUUUUUUUUAUUUUUUAUUUUUGAUUUUGCAUCAGUGUUGGCUAUGGACAUAGACGGCACAAAACUCGAAUUGGCCCGGCACAUAGUCGGUGUGUAUGGAUGUGCCAAGAACAUAGAGUUCCGUAAAAACGACUUUUUCGGCGGACCGAGUGGUCAACGGGCAAAUAUAGUGGUCACGUCGCCCCCGUGGGGAGGUCUCGAGUACCUCCGCCAGGAUUCGUACAGCCCUUUGGUCCUGGGCGAGGCCUACGGGGGCGGCGAAGCCAUCGCGCGGAUCGCGAGAUCGAUGGCACCGAAGUUGACUCUACAUUUGCCUAGAACGGUUGAUAAAUCCGAAGUUAGUAUAAUGUUGUUUGUCUUUGAAUUAGCCGUAAAUGAUCUAUUUUGUUUUUUUAUACGUUUAUAUAGUAUGAUGAUUUGUGCACUUAUUUGUAUUCAGUGCGUAGUGAUCGCCAGGAAGCUAUGUUUUACUCGGUUGAAAUUUGA